AUGGUAUCAUUACACAAGCCUAAUAAAAGGGGUUUAACCGCUGCUGUGUUUGAGAAGGAAGGUCACAGGCAACUGGAGUCACUGCUGACUAAAACAGUGCCAUACUUGGAAGGAGCGUUUGCUUCCUACUUGAAGCAGAGUCGUUCAGCACUGAAAAAAACCUACACCAGCACUCUGACUAUUGAUUGCCCAAUAUCAAAUUUCCCAUUCCUGAACACGAUCACAGAGAAGCUAACAAAGCUCAGCUCAUGUUCAGAGUUUUCCCAGAGGUCCUGUGAAGAAUGUCUAAAAAAUGUUUCGUGCCUUUGGUGUUAUACCAACAACACUUGUAUUGAUUACCCUGUAAGAAGCAUUCUUCCACCAUCUUCAUUAUGUUCACUCUCAAAUGCUCGAUGGGGAGUUUGCUGGAUAAACUUUGAGGCUUUAAUUAUUGCCAUAGCUGUAGUAGCUGGACUCAUUCUGGUGUCCAUAGCAGUCUGUUGCUGUUACUGCUGUUACUGCAGAAGGCGUUCCAGGAGUAGACCAGAUGAAGAAGAAGAACGGCUAGCUAGAAAAAGAGAGGAACGAAGACUACAGUCUCUUCAGAGGUUUAUUAGCAUGCCUAUGAGUAACAAGCAUGCCCUGGCUUGGCAGCCUUCUCUCUUCCCUACAUCAGCAGCAGAAGAGGGGAAGGCCAUGUGCGGAAUCAGUUCCCUGAACUGGCUCACGGAGCAGGGACACCAGCUUCAGUGCCAGUUCAUGGCGGGGGGACCGGAGCAUGCAGCCGUGCAGGGUGGAGCUGCAGCUGCCUGCACGUGGCCUGGCUUCACUGCCUGGGGAGCAGCCCAUUUGAGGAAAAGCACGGUGCCGGUUUAA
Nipponia nippon (crested ibis) is the source of this 855-nucleotide messenger RNA. Lineage: Eukaryota; Metazoa; Chordata; Aves; Pelecaniformes; Threskiornithidae. The record is from RefSeq and is a predicted model, not a curated record.